AUGGAAGGUGAGUCUCCUGGGCGCAUCUACACCGACCCGCCCUCCAGACCCCUGCGACUGCUGCUCGCCUACCCGUUCGCGCCUGCUGCCGGGGCCGCCACCAGCGCCGCCGCCGAGCCCGAGGGCCCCGGAGCUAGCUGCGCGGCCGCUGCCAAGGCGCCGGUAAAGAAGAACGCGAAGGUGGCCAGCGUGAGCGUGCAGCUGGAGAUGAAGGCACUGUGGGACGAGUUUAACCAGCUGGGCACGGAGAUGAUCGUCACCAAGGCCGGCAGGCGCAUGUUCCCUACGUUCCAAGUGAAGCUCUUCGGCAUGGACCCCAUGGCCGACUAUAUGCUGCUCAUGGACUUCGUGCCGGUGGACGACAAGCGCUACCGGUAUGCCUUCCACAGCUCCUCGUGGCUGGUGGCCGGAAAGGCGGAUCCUGCCACGCCGGGCCGUGUGCAUUACCACCCUGACUCGCCUGCCAAGGGCGCACAGUGGAUGAAGCAAAUUGUGUCCUUCGACAAGCUCAAGCUGACCAACAACCUGCUGGAUGACAACGGCCACAUUAUUCUCAACUCCAUGCAUAGAUACCAGCCUCGCUUCCACGUUGUGUACGUGGAUCCACGCAAGGACAGCGAGAAGUACGCGGAGGAGAAUUUCAAAACCUUCGUGUUUGAGGAGACUCGCUUCACAGCCGUCACCGCCUACCAGAACCACCGGAUCACGCAGCUCAAGAUCGCCAGCAACCCCUUCGCCAAAGGCUUCCGGGACUGCGACCCAGAGGACUGGCCCCGGAACCACCGGCCCGGAGCGCUGCCGCUCAUGAGCGCCUUCGCGCGCUCGCGGAACCCCGUGGCCUCCCCCACGCAGCCCAACGGCGCAGAGAAAGACGCGGCCGAGGCCCGGCGAGAAUUCGAGCGCGACGCAGGCGGGCCGGCCGUGCUUGGGGACCCGACGCACCCGCCACAGCUGCUGGCGCGGGUACUGAGCCCCGCGCUACCUGGGGCCGGAGGCGCCGGCGCCCUCGUCCCGCUGCCCGGGAGCCGGCCCAGCCCCCCGCACCCAGAGCUGCGCCUGGAGGCGCCCGGCGCGUCGGAGCCGCUACACCACCACCCCUACAAGUACCCGGCCGCUGCCUACGACCACUACCUCGGGGCCAAGAGCCGACCGGCGCCCUACCCGCUGCCCGGCUUGCGCGGCCACGGAUACCACCCGCACGCGCACCCGCACGCGCACCCUCACCACCACUCCGCGGUGAGCCAGGCAGCCGCCGCCGCCGCUGCUGCGGCCGCCGCGGCCGCCGCCGCCAACAUGUACUCGUCAGCAGGGGCCGCGCCUCCAGGCUCCUACGACUACUGCCCCAGAUAA
Trichechus manatus latirostris (Florida manatee) is the source of this 1350-nucleotide messenger RNA. RefSeq names its product T-box transcription factor 1 (gene TBX1). The record is from RefSeq and is a predicted model, not a curated record. The coding region runs from base 1 to 1350 and encodes 449 amino acids. Gene Ontology annotation, biological process: positive regulation of DNA-templated transcription; regulation of transcription by RNA polymerase II; cell fate specification. Gene Ontology annotation, molecular function: RNA polymerase II cis-regulatory region sequence-specific DNA binding; DNA-binding transcription factor activity, RNA polymerase II-specific. The transcript has 8 exons. NCBI's taxonomy places the organism in Eukaryota, Metazoa, Chordata, Mammalia, Sirenia, Trichechidae. Gene Ontology annotation, cellular component: nucleus.